AUGGCUCCUCCAGCGAUUAUUGCCCCGUCGAUCCUAAGUGCCGAUUUUGCGAAGUUGGGCGAGGAAUGCGCCAAAACGAUGAAGCAGGGGGCGGAUUGGUUACACGUCGAUAUUAUGGACGGCCAUUUCGUGCCCAAUCUCACCUUCGGGCCCCCAGUCGUGACCAAGAUACGAAGUUAUGUCGACCGUCCCAACCGGCCUUUCGCGAGAGGCACGUUCGAUUGCCAUAUGAUGAUUGCAGAGCCUCAUCGCUGGGCCAAGAACUUCCGCGACGCCGGCUGUGAUCUAUACUGUUUCCAUUAUGAGGCCGCGGUAUCAAGUGUGGCAGCCACCGACCCUGAAGACAAGACAACGACGCGCCCAACAUCUCCCAAAGAAUUGAUCCGCUAUAUCCACGAACUCGGCAUGCAAGCCGGAAUUGCCAUCAAACCCGAAACGAGCGUCGAUGUCUUGUGGGAUAUUCUGGAGACUGAGGUUCCUGAAGAGCGGCCUGAUAUGGUCCUCGUCAUGACGGUGCACCCGGGCUUUGGCGGCCAGAAGUUCAUGGCCAGCGAACUGCCCAAAGUCGAAGCGCUGCGCAAGAAAUAUCCCAAUCUUAACAUCGAGGUUGACGGCGGCUUGGGAGAAAAGACGAUUGAUCAAGCGGCAGAUGCGGGCGCCAACGUUAUUGUAGCAGGAAGCGCCGUGUUUGGCGCCCAAGAUCCGGCCCAUGUUAUUCAAGUUUUGAGAGAGGCGGUGGAGAAAAGAAGGACCGGGAAUUUAUGA
This is a messenger RNA of Exophiala dermatitidis NIH/UT8656, 765 nucleotides long. Its product is annotated as ribulose-phosphate 3-epimerase. Gene Ontology annotation, cellular component: cytosol. Bases 1 to 765 code for a protein of 254 amino acids. Lineage: Eukaryota; Fungi; Ascomycota; Eurotiomycetes; Chaetothyriales; Herpotrichiellaceae. The record is from RefSeq and is a predicted model, not a curated record. Gene Ontology annotation, molecular function: metal ion binding; D-ribulose-phosphate 3-epimerase activity. Gene Ontology annotation, biological process: carbohydrate metabolic process; pentose-phosphate shunt; pentose-phosphate shunt, non-oxidative branch. The transcript is spliced from 4 exons.